This is a messenger RNA of Brassica oleracea var. oleracea, 2294 nucleotides long. Its product is annotated as transmembrane E3 ubiquitin-protein ligase 1. Gene Ontology annotation, molecular function: zinc ion binding. Bases 311 to 2008 code for a protein of 565 amino acids. The record is from RefSeq and is a predicted model, not a curated record. NCBI's taxonomy places the organism in Eukaryota, Viridiplantae, Streptophyta, Magnoliopsida, Brassicales, Brassicaceae. The transcript has 15 exons.
AAACUCCUUUUAUAAAACAACAAAAAUUAAAUUAAAUUAAUUAAAAAAGUUUAGAGAAGAGUUGAUCGCGAGGCUUCAACGACCCGCAGACCAAAUUGGCAGAUACAAAAUCUUCAAUCCUAAAUCUCGUCUCCUUUAGCUUCUUCCCAUACCAAUCUUCUUCAGCUACGAUUGACUUCACUCGAAUCAAACUUAUGUUGGAUUGUGUUCUUCAGUGACCGUGGGUUUGGAGAAUCAGCCUCGAAUCAGUUCUGGGUAUUGAUUUAAAUUAGGGUUUGAAUCAUAAAAAUCGGAGCUUGGGAGCUGUGAUAUGAAGAAGCGUCAACAUUUGGGGGUUUUGGGAUUAGGGUUCGUCGAAUUUCAGAUCAUUUUCUGCUUAUCGAUUUGGUUGGCGUUUCCGCAGCAAGCUACGGGGCUUAGACCCAUUAGGGAGAAAGCUCGAACCUGGAGCGACGAGUGGCUCUUUGGUAGAAAACAAGUAUCUGAAGGAGGAAGGUUUUCCGCAUGGAACAUAACAGGAACAUAUAGAGGGAAUUGGAAGUUUCUGGAUUCAUUAAAUAGCUCUUCGAAGUUCCAAGACUUCCAGAAAUCAAAUGGUAAUUCUGUGGUUGAGUUAGUGGCUGUUCCAACAAAGAUAACCGGUGUGCAUUAUGUUCAGGGUGUAGUUUUAUUCCAUGACGUAUUUGACAAUGAACAAAAUUUGGGUGGUGCCCAAAUAAGUCUGGAAGGUGUAUAUAUAUGGCCCUUUAGACAACUCCGCCUUGUGGCUAACAGUGGCAAGGAGAGUGAUUCAGGGCAAGAUGAGAAUAAUCUUCUCUCAAAUCCCUAUCAUCUGCUCGGAAUCUUUUCCUCUCAAGUGUUUCAAGAAUCUACAAGAGACAGAAUACUGCAACGGAAGAUUUCGGCGAGAAAUGAGAUGGAUAAGCACUGUAACAUCGAAAUAGCAGCUCAGAUAUCCCGUGUUGCUUCUAGUGACAACAAUGGAGACAAAAGUUAUUAUCACAUGGAAGGAUUGAUGGAAAGUCCUGGGGUAGGCGAUGACGGAGAUUGUUUCUCGCCUUUGUUCCUGAAUGCAACUUCUGUGAAUGUCGAAGUCUACUACAACAAAGCUGUGAACUAUACACUGAUGGUCACUUUUGUCUCUUUCCUCCAGGUUCUUUUGUUGAUCCGGCAAAUGGAGCACGGUAACACACAAUCUGGUGCUGCCAAGGUAUCCAUUGUAAUGAUCGGACAUCAAGCAAUCAUGGAUGCUUACUUAUGCCUUUUACAUCUCACUGCUGGGAUAUUAGUUGAAUCUCUAUUUAAUGCAUUUGCAACCGCCGCGUUCUUCAAAUUCGUAGUCUUUUCGAUUUUUGAGAUGAGAUAUCUUCUGGCCAUAUGGAAAGCAACCAGGCCUUCCAACAGCGGAGAAGGUUGGGAAACAAUGAGGCGUGAACUCUCCUUUCUCUACAGCCGAUUCUAUGGGAUCCUUCUUGGAGGGAUAUUGAUAAUGUACGAGUUGCACAACUACAUGCGGCCGAUUCUUCUUCUCAUGUACUCGUUUUGGAUACCACAGAUAGUCACCAACGUCAUCCGGGAUUCAAGAAAGCCUCUGCACCCGUAUUACAUCGUGGGCAUGACUGCCACACGGUUAGCUAUACCGUUAUAUGUUUUUGGAUGCCCACACAACUUCAUGCGUGUAGUGCCUAGCAAGGCCUGGUGCGUGUGCUUGUGCGCAUUCAUGGGGUUGCAAGCUGUCAUUCUUCUUCUUCAGCACUACUUUGGUUCACGCUGCUUUGUUCCCCGUCAGAUGCUGCCAGAGAAAUACAACUACCACAGGAGAUUUAAUCAGGACGUAAGCCGCAACACUGAUUGUGUCAUCUGCAUGACCGCUAUCAAUCUCAGACAGCGUACUAGUGAUUUCAUGGUAACUCCAUGUGAACAUUUCUUCCACACGGGAUGCUUACAGAGAUGGAUGGAUAUAAAGAUGGAGUGCCCGACUUGUAGGCGUUCCCUGCCUCCAGCUUAGAGGAUGUUUUUGGUUUGUUAGAAUGUACAGACUUCACCCCAGUUUAAUUUGGCGGGGUCUGUCUGGAAUAGUUGUGGAGUGUUUCAAAAAAUACGAAGUUAACUGAAACAGGUGGGUGGCUGGGGCUGGGCUCUUUGGUUUUAUGUCCUUGGGAGAGGUGUAGGAAGGUUUUUAGAUGAAAGCAGAAGAGCAAACACGGAAUCUGUAACCGCAGCUAGAAAUUGCGAAUAAACAUUGUGUUCUGUAUAAACUGUUUAAUGUUACAAUCUUAGUGCAUAUUCUUUCA